Messenger RNA from Paramormyrops kingsleyae, 1554 nucleotides. Lineage: Eukaryota; Metazoa; Chordata; Actinopteri; Osteoglossiformes; Mormyridae. The record is from RefSeq and is a predicted model, not a curated record.
GGCAAAUGGAAUGCACGAACUGAACUGGCACUGCGGGCCAUGAUACAGACAUGGCAAGAAAACUCACCAUAUUCAUCUGCGCUCUUUUCGCGUUUUUACAGGUGAACUGCCAGGAGGGGAUUUUACACGUCUCUGGUGGAUCUCAGGAAAAAGAGUACUGCCUUGUCUACAAUUCCUCCUUUUCUAGUAUUUCAGUGUCUCUGAAUGACGCCAUUGAUUACCAGCUGGUGAACCUGUCGUCCAGCUUCCUGUGCAGUAGCUCUGAUGUACGACCCAAUGAGCUGAAGGGGAAAGCGGUGGUUGUCAUGAGGGGCAACUGUACUUUCGGCCAGAAGGCCCAGGUGGCUCAGGACUCGGGAGCCACCACCAUCCUCAUUGCAAGCGAAGAACCUUUGGUACCUGGACCUUGCACCCUGUACAGCUGUCUUGACGCCAUCAUGGAGAAGCUUGGCUGUGCGACCCUCAGUUUCUCCUGUCUGGGUAAGGGAUGGUCUGGGAGGAGCUUGUUGUUGGCUGCCCUCUGCAUCACCGUAGCAGUGCUGUGGGGAGUGUAUCGGAACGAGGACAGAUGGAUUUGGAUUCUGCAAGAUUUAUUAGGAAUUGCUUUCUGUCUGAAUUUCAUGAAGACGAUCAAUGUGUCCAACUUUAAAAUCUGUGUGAUCCUUCUCAGUCUGCUCCUCAUCUAUGACGUCUUCUUCGUCUUCAUCACGCCUUUUUUGACAAAGGAUGGCCAGAGCAUCAUGGUAGAAGUUGCCUUGGGUCCAGGAUCUAUUGCAGAAAAGAGUGGAGGAAAGAUGGUGACGGUUCCUGCUGAGCCCACAGCCCCCUUUGAGAAAAUACCUGUGGUCAUGCGAGUGCCGCGGUUUUUGGCGCCAAACCUGUGCAUGAUGCAGUUCUCCAUACUGGGAUAUGGAGACAUUAUCGUUCCAGGCUUGUUGGUGGCAUACUGCCACAGAUUUGAUGUGUGGACCAGCAGCCCCAAGAGGAUCUAUUUCAUGUCCUGCACUAUAGCCUACUUCUUGGGCAUGGUUGUGACUUUUGUGGUCAUGAUCCUGUCCCAAAUGGGCCAGUCAGCCCUUCUGUGCCUCGUGCCUUUCAUGCUGCUCACCAGUGGCGCAGUCGCCUGGCGACGUGGGGAAAUGAAGCGCUUCUGGGCUGGCACUGUAUAUGAAGUGUUGGAUACAUCAAGGGACCCAUUAUUGCCAGAUGGAAGAUCUGAACAUGACAGCAUUGGAAGAAAAUGCUGAGUUUUCUAAAAACUCCUCCCCUCCUUUUCAAAACCAUUAGUUUUUACGUAACUGGAAGUUUACAUUUUGCAGAUGAACACAGAAAAUGCCUUUUUAUGAUUGCUUGUCUAGCCCAGUAUUUUUUUCAAUACUGCACUCCACUGAUUUUCCUUUGGUUAAUAUUUUGGUGUGAGAAUUCAGGUGAAUAUAAUUAUUUCUUCUGUGAGAAUUCAGAUUAUUAAAGCAUGUUGGGUAACACAACUGUAAACUUAUCCCUUGGACUGUAUUUUAAUUUUACUGACAAUAUGAUUAAAAAACACUUUAUGCA